AUGACCAGGACAUACGCCGACGCUGUGACGUCGCUCAACACGUUACAGUCUAAUUUUGCAAUCGUUGAUGCGAUCCGUAAGUCUGGGCGGAAGAUGAAUGAUCAGGCCAUCCCUGAGAUGAUCGAGUGGUGCAACAAAAUCGGAUACCAACCAUCAGAUUUCGAUGCGCUCAACGCUAUUCAUAUUGCCGGAACGAAAGGGAAGGGUUCUACCUCUGCUUUCAUCUCGUCAAUACUGGCGCAGUUCAUUGGGAACAACGGAAGCAAAUCGCUAUCAAAGGUCGGGCUAUAUACAUCCCCGCAUCUGCGAUUCGUUCGAGAGCGGAUACAGAUCAAUGGAGAACCACUUUCCGAAGAACAAUUUGCGAAAUAUUUCUUCGAGGUUUGGGAUCGUCUUGAAGAGGCUGCGAAAGCAGAAGGUCACGACCCACAAGCACCAGGCACAAAGCCAGUCUACUUUCGAUAUUUGACGCUGAUGGCAUUUCACACUUACAUCAGUGAGAAAGUUGACGCUGCAGUUAUCGAGUGUGGCAUUGGAGGCGCUUACGAUAGCACGAACGUGAUUGAGAAGCCUUCAGUCACUGGCAUUACGAGUCUGGGUAUCGAUCAUGUGGCAAUGUUGGGCUCUACAAUUGGUGAAAUCGCUUGGCACAAAGCCGGUAUCAUGAAAAACGGUACCAAAUGCUUUACCACUAGCAGUCAACCCGAUGAUGCCAAAGUAGUCCUGCAACAGGUCGCUCGGGAAAAGGGCACAAUCCUUGAGUUCGUCGACGUCAGUCCGGAGAUCGCCAACGACAAGAUCAAACUCGGUCUACAAGCAGAGUUCCAAAAGACAAAUGGCAGCCUUGCAGAAGCUGUAGCAAGGGAAUGGCUGACACUGCAAGGCUACCAAAACGAUCCCGAGUAUGACUCCAAAAUCCGGCGAGGCCUAGAGACCGUUCGCUGGGCCGGACGGUGCGAAACCCGUCAUGAACCCGGCAUCAGAUGGUGUAUAGACGGCGGUCAUACUCUUGAAAGCAUUGAACUAGCUGGAAAAUGGUUCGCAUCGCAACUUACCAGCAUUCAACCCCAAUCAGCCCGGGAACCACGCUUCCUAAUCUUCAAUCAACAAACCCGCGACGCGAACGCACUUGCAACCGCACUUUUCACCACCUUAUCCACCGCGCUCGACGAUUCUCACCCCUUCACACACGCCAUCUUCUGCACCAACACGACAUUCGUCGACACGGGCUUCAAACCCGACCUCGUCUCCGUGAACACCAACGCCUCGGACGUCGACGCGCUGAAAGUCCAGAAUGACCUUGCCGAAACCUGGCGAGGCAUUGACUCCCACGCAGACGUCACAGUCGUGCGAACGAUCGAGGAGGCGGUGGCGCUGGUGCGGAAGUUUUCGAGCGCACGGUUGGGUGAUGGGGAACCCAGCGAGGUGACGGCUUUGGUGACGGGGAGUUUGCAUCUUGUUGGUGGAUUUCUCGAGGUGUUGGAGAGCGAAGAUGGUCAGACGACUUUGACUGCUUGA
Messenger RNA from Exophiala bonariae, 1518 nucleotides. RefSeq lists its product as uncharacterized. The coding region runs from base 1 to 1518 and encodes 505 amino acids. The record is from RefSeq and is a predicted model, not a curated record. Gene Ontology annotation, biological process: tetrahydrofolylpolyglutamate biosynthetic process. Lineage: Eukaryota; Fungi; Ascomycota; Eurotiomycetes; Chaetothyriales; Herpotrichiellaceae. Gene Ontology annotation, cellular component: mitochondrion; cytoplasm; cytosol. The transcript has 3 exons. Gene Ontology annotation, molecular function: ATP binding; tetrahydrofolylpolyglutamate synthase activity.